UUGGCCCCUCGGCGACGCCGUAGCGGGGGCCGGCGGGCGCGUUCCUCUGGGCGGGCGGUUUGGGUGCUUGCUCGGACUGGCCGAGGGCGCGGGGCUCCGGGGUUCGGGGCUCGCCCCCCGCUCCGGGCAGGAGCGCCUAUGGCGUUUGUAAGGUGACCCUGCGCUCACCGACUUUCUCCGGGGGCGGAGGAAGCACCCAUGAACCCUUCGGCGACCUUCCUCGCCGGGCGCCAGAACUUGUGCUCUUUGCCCCCCGCUCAUUACUGCAUCCCCAGCCACUUGGCGCUCAGCAAGGAUUUGUCCAGUGAAUUAAUGAAUGGUUUAUCAAAGACCAGAAUUUAAAUCUUGUGAUUUGAUAUCACUUGACCCAAAUUCCGUUUUUUGUGCUUACUAAACAUCGGGUCAGAAGUUGAGAUUUCCACUAUCGAGAAACAACGGAAAGAGCUGCAGUUGCUUAUUGGAGAAUUAAAAGAUCGUGAUAAAGAGCUCAAUGAUAUGGUUACAGUACAUCAGAGACAACUUCUUUCAUGGGAAGAGGAUCGGCAGAAAGUGUUGACUUUGGAAGAACGUUGCAGCAAAUUAGAGGGUGAACUACAUAAAAGAACUGAAAUAAUCAGGUCACUCACAAAGAAGGUAAAAACCCUUGAAUCGAAUCAAAUUGAAUGCCAGGCGGUUCUUCAGAAGACUCAGCUACAGCUUCAGGAAAUGGCUCAAAAGGCAACCCAUUCCUCUCUCCUCUCUGAAGACCUCGAGGCUAGAAACGAAAAUCUCAGCAACACGUUAGUGGAACUUUCUGCCCAGGUAGGACAAUUACAAGCUCGAGAACAGGCUCUCACUACAAUGAUAAAGCUAAAGGACAAAGAUAUUAUCGAAGCCGUCAACCACAUUGCAGACUGCUCGGGAAAAUUUAAACUGUUAGAGCAUGCCUUGCGUGAUGCGAAGAUGGUGGAGACGUGUAUCGUGAAAGAAAAGCAAGAUUACAAGCAGAAACUGAAGACACUUAAAGUUGAAGUCAAUAAACUGAAAGAGGAUCUAAAUGAAAAGACAACAGAAAAUAAUGAACAGCGGGAAGAGAUCAUUCGCCUCAAGCAAGAGAAAAGUUGCCUGCAUGAUGAACUGGUUUUUACUGCAGAGAGAGAAAAAAGGAAAGAUGAGUUACUUGAUAUUGCAAAGUCAAAGCAAGAGCGCACAAAUGCAGAACUCCAUAAUCUGAGACAGAUUUAUGUAAAACAACAGAGUGAUCUGCAGUUUCUUAAUUUUAAUGUGGAAAAUUCUCAGGAAUUAAUACAGAUAUAUGACUCAAAGAUGGAGGAAUCAAAGGUUCUGGAGUCCAGCAGAGACAUGUGUUUGUCAGACCUUGAGAAUCACCGCCCGAAAGUCGACAUCAAGAGGGAGAAAAAUCAGAGGUCAUUGGUUAAAGAUGCAAAAUUUGAGACCACGUUCCUGCAGAAUCGGUCAGACAGGGGCCCCUGUGAUGUGUGCAAAGAGAAGAGGCGACAGGGUAAUCCUUCGUUUGGGGAAAAAAGUGUAUUUGCUAUCUCAUCUCUGUUGACAAAAGACUUACUGGAGAAGCAAAAGUCUUGGUCUCUGGGAGGAAAAAUGCAGAUGGAACCGGAAAACCAAAGUAGAUUGUGCAAGAUCCACGCCAAGUCACCAAAAGAUAAUGGGAUCGGGAUUCAGAAUGAAGAGAAACAACUCUCGGACACAUCCACGUCGUCUGAUGAGAGACAGUGGCAUGAUGUCAAUGUGUACCUGGGCCUCGCCAGCUGCUCCGGUUCCAGACAACCAGAAAAGCCGGAUGUUGAAAGUCAAGAUGACAUAGAAAGGUCUGGAGUCACCUGUUGCCAUAAAAAUGAGACCUGUCUGGGGGAGAGUGACAUGUAUGAAUCCAAGUGCUGCCACCCGAGUAACUUCAUCAUUGAAGCCCCAGGCCCCAUGUCUGACACGGAGUGGAUGAGCAUUUUCAAGCCUUCUAAAGUGCAAAGGAUUGUUCGCCACAAGUCUGUGUGUACUUGUUCGGAAAGUGCCGGUGGGAGGAAGUACAACUCCGCCACGAGUGAGCUAAUUGCCAUCCAGCAUUCCCACUGUUUGGGUUCUUCAAAAUCUGCUCCUAGAGAAGAUGAGAAAUUGAUAGAGACAGAGCCCUCUUCAGAUGCAAAGAACUCACCUAAGAUUUUGUUAUUCAACAAAGAGGCACCGUCGUCCAGUGACAAGGAUGACUUUUCGCCCACAAGCAAGCUUCAGCGUUUGCUGGCAGAGUCUCGCCAGAUGGUUACGGACCUGGAGCUGAGUACUCUGCUCCCCAUCAGCUCCGAGAAUCUCAACAGCAGUGCCAGAAACAACUUAGAAGUCACAGAAGAGUCAGCUCAGAAAAAUACCUUUCUUAAUAAUUGAAGAACACAGAAGUCAACUUCACUGUUCAUUGUGGUCAUAGAAGCCGAUUUCUCAUCUUUGGAAGGCAGGAAGCAGACAUCAAUACCUAAUGCUUAACCUUGAAAACAAAAAGGGGAUUGUAGUCCUUUGUAAACAACAUUUAAUACCAAAGGGAAGCAGAAACUGAAAGCUAAUUUUUUAACAUCUAUAUUUUGUUUGUUUUCAAGUUGACUGUUUUCAUGUUGAGGACAUUUUUUUUUUUAAAUGUGUAAGAAAUUAGACCUUACUGUGUCUUCUCUAUAUACAAACGUGGAAUUCUGCU
Messenger RNA from Mustela erminea (ermine), 2695 nucleotides. It is a transcript of the gene CCDC62, whose product is annotated as coiled-coil domain containing 62. The record is from RefSeq and is a predicted model, not a curated record. NCBI's taxonomy places the organism in Eukaryota, Metazoa, Chordata, Mammalia, Carnivora, Mustelidae. The transcript has 14 exons. Bases 496 to 2394 code for a protein of 632 amino acids.